Messenger RNA from Henningerozyma blattae CBS 6284, 618 nucleotides. It is a transcript of the gene RPC25, whose product is annotated as DNA-directed RNA polymerase III subunit RPC25. Gene Ontology annotation, biological process: transcription initiation at RNA polymerase III promoter; DNA-templated transcription. Gene Ontology annotation, cellular component: RNA polymerase III complex. Lineage: Eukaryota; Fungi; Ascomycota; Saccharomycetes; Saccharomycetales; Saccharomycetaceae. The record is from RefSeq and is a predicted model, not a curated record. Gene Ontology annotation, molecular function: DNA-directed RNA polymerase activity; DNA binding. The transcript has a single exon. Bases 1 to 618 code for a protein of 205 amino acids.
AUGUUCAUUCUUUCAAAAAUAAGUGAUUUAGUACGAAUCCCACCUGAUCAAUUCCACAGAGACUCUAUAUCUGCAAUCAUGCAUCAAUUAAAUAAACGGUAUGCUAAUAAAAUUGUACCACGUAUUGGUUUAUGUGUAACAAUUUAUGAUUUAUUGGAAGUUGAUCAAGGUCAAUUGAAACCUGGUGAUGGUGGUUCUUACAUUAACGUUACAUUUAGAGCUAUUAUUUUUAAACCUUUUGUUGGUGAAAUUAUAACUGGUUGGAUUGCUGAAUGUACGAAUGAAGGGAUUAAAGUGUCUUUAUCGGGUGCAUUUAGUGAUAUUUUCAUUCCUAAAAAUAUGUUAUUCGAAGGGUGCUAUUUUGCUCCAGAAGAUAAUGCAUGGGUAUGGCCAAUGGAUGAAGAAACAAAAUUAUAUUUCGAUAUUAAUGAAAAGAUAAGAUUUAGAGUAGAAAAAGAAGUUUUUCUUGAUGUUAAACCAAAAUCCCCAAAAGAAAAAGAAUUAGAAGAACAAGCUCAAAAUGAUGAAGAACAACCUAAAGUAGAAAAACCUCCAGCUUAUGCUCUGUUAGGAAGUUGUCAAACUGAUGGUAUGGGUCUGAUUAGUUGGUGGGAAUAA